GGACGGUGUACGUUCUCCCAUUGUUUUCGAGAGCGAUACAUACAAUACUUGACAGGGUGUAUCGAAGUGCUCCUUAUCGGAAACUUGAUUCGUGAUCUUAAAGGCCACGAGUAUAGUGUCAGCGUGGAUAAGAGAGAAAUGACGAUUCGGGAAAAAAACUUGUGAUAGAUGCAAUAACUGCAUCGCUUUUGUAUCGCUAGAUAGAGGUUAUAUAUGCAAAACAUUUUUCGGAAGUACAUGCAUGAUAGCUCGUGGCUGCAGCAAAGUGAAAAGCGAAAUAAUGCCGCCGUCGUCGCAUACGAAUUGGACUAAACCCCUCCUAAAGAAUGGACAGAUGAUGCAACUGCAAGCAAAGCGUACAACUUGCUCGACACAGAAUCAGAAUUCGAAUGGUAGUAGCACGGAACACAGUGGUAUUCCACUUGACAGAAGAAUCAAAGUUGUUUUAGUAGGCGAUGGUGCCGUUGGGAAAACCAGUCUGGUUGUCUCUUAUUCAACAAACGGUUUCCCAGGAGAAUAUGUACCUACUGCUUUCGAUAAUUAUAAUGUGAUUGUUAAUGUCGAUGGUCAACCAGUAAAUGUUCAGCUAUGUGAUACAGCAGGUCAAGAUGACUUUGAUCCUCUAAGGUCAUUAUGUUAUCCAGAAACAGAUGUAUUCCUAGUCUGCUUCAGUGUUGUAUGCCCCUCUUCUUAUCAUAGUGUAACUUCUCGAUGGGUAAAUGAAGUACGAAAAUAUUGCCCUAAUGCACCAAUCAUUUUGGUAGGCACAAAGAGUGAUUUAAGAUCAGAUGUACAUCUUAUGUUACAAUUAGCAAGAUAUGGUCAAACACCAAUUACAAGUACACAGGGUCAUCAAUUAGCACAAAAAGUUGGAGCUGUAAGUUACGUGGAAACAUCUGCAUUAACUCAACAUGAUCUUAAAGAAGCAUUUGACCAAGCAAUAGUUAGUGCUCUUAACACAAGAAGAGGUGGUACUAGUUUAUUAUAUAGACGUAGGAAACCCUUACCAUUAUGGCGCAGAUGGUUAUGUUGUUGCAAAAGAUCUUCUAGUGGUGCAUAAAUAUUGAUUAAUUAGACUCUCUAGAGUAUUCUCUGUGAUCAAGUGCGACUACUUUGUUAUCAGAAUUUUUUAAUUUCUAUAUAUACCUCGGCAAUAUAAUUCUACGAUUUUACUUAAAAAAUAUGCAAACUUUCUAUGUGUUAUUGCCAAACUGAGAUUAAUAUUAGAUUAUUUUUCUAAAAUUUCAACAGACUGUACUUGAGUAAUAGUUUUUUGAAUUGGUUAACCCCUUGCCUUCCGAUUUAAGUUCCAACAGCGCAUGCCAUAAUCAUCGGCAGGAUCGGUCAGACGUCGAGCUAUCUUAUGGUCUGACUGAGCGUUCGAAGUUAUACAAGGUAUAACUAAUUUUAUGUUGCAAGAUAUUUGAUAAAUGAUUACUACCAAUUGAUCAUUGAACAAGAUUCAACUUAAAGGUAUCUCUCUAAUAUUUUUCAAGAAAAUAUAUCUGCACGUCCGAAUGCGGCCAAGAAAAAAACAUGUUCGACAAGUCUAACUCGUGUUUCUUAUGUUUGGCGCGAAAAACGUACCACAAGCCCAGCUCGACGUUGUAGGUUAAGGGGUUAAUAAUUCUAUAUAUACAUUCUAUUUUUUUCAUUAGUUAAAUCUUGUGUAUUUUCUAAAAUAUAUAAAACACAGUUUUCUAUUUUCUUGUACAAAUAUAAAAUUUAUAUUCUGAUAACUAAGCCGUACGCCAUUCAUAAAAUUCCUGAAGCCAGAUAUGGCAUAAUUUAUUAUAACAUUAAUCGUAUUUUUGUUACUAGCAAGUAAUUGGCUACUUGCCUAUUGUGAUUUUUCCUUUAUUGAUAGGAUCAUUAAUUUUAGAAUUUAAAAAAAAAUCAUUGCCGCGUUAUAUUAUUAUUAUUAUUAUAUAGUAUGCACUAUAUUUAACAUUUUAAACAGCUUUUCAUGCUGCAAGGAUUCUAUAAAAUAGGAAUCCUGAUACAGUUUUUCCAAAUAUCAACUCUUUACAUUCUUACAUUACAAUCAAACUAUGUUAUUUAUUAGAAAACAAUAUGUUAAUGAAUAUUAUAUAUUAUUCGAAAAUUUUUACUUGAAAUGAUAGAAUGUAAAGAGUUACAAAUUUCAUUUACAUCAUUAAUACAUCAUGAUACGUACGUCACAUUGAAACUGUAAUAUUACAUUGUUAUUAUGCAUAUAAAUCAAAUUAAUUAUUUAAAAACACAUUUUUAUUAUGAUAUAUAUACUUCGUAAACAAUUUAUCUAUUUACAAGCAAGUUCUUUCUAUAUAUGUGAAGCAUAAUACUGAACUAAUAUUCAAAACCUUCCUGUGAAAUAUUAAAAAAUAAUAUUGAACAUGUUAGUGAGCGCUGUGAUUAUAAAAUUUAAAUUUUGUCAAAUUCUAUCAUUUUUAUACAUAAAACAUAAGAAGGUACAAGACUGUUGAAAAGUCUUAAUCCACUUCUAAAUUAUAUCAUAAAUUAGUUGAAUUAAAUUUGAAGUAAAUUUAUGUUCAAUAAAUGCAAAUAUUAUCUAGAUUUUUCAAUUCUAAUCAUUACUUUUGAGAAACAGUAAAAUUAGAAUAAUAAAAGAAUUAAAAAGAGAGAAAGAAUAAAGACUAACCUAAAGGUAAAAGCAUAAUGUUUAUAUUUACAGUAUCGUCAUUUAUAAUUUGUAUAAAUAUUUCAGAAACUUCCCUAGUUGAGAGUUUCAACAUAUUUAAGUUUUGUAUCUUCUACUAAUUGUAGGGAGGAAAAGUAUUAAAACAUGAUUUUAUAAAUAUCUUUAAAUAAUAUGUGAGAAAAUAUUUAAAUUAAUUAUUGUUAGAAAAAUACUUUCAUAACGUUAUUUCUUUAAAAUUAAUAUAACAUUCUUACAAUCAAAUACUGUAAUGACAUCUUGAAUUUUUCUGCCUAUUGUGAUUUCUACUCUUUCUUCAGUUUUAAUAUUUUUAACGUUCAAAAUUGAACAUACCAUAAUUUUUGCUCAAAGUGAUGUAUUUUAAAAUAAUUUAUCUUAGGCAAGUAUAAAGGUGAACCUCCAGUUUUUUAUUUUAAACGACACUUAAUUUAUAUAUUUUACAAAUGAGUAAAUUUGAAACGCCUGUAACUAUAUAGUUUGACAAACUCUGUACACAAUAUUUUUAAAGCAUAUGGAACAUGGAACUAAUUGUCUUAAUUAAGUUUCAAGCUUUACUUAUGCUGCUUCUUACAGAAUCAAUGUUCCUGGAUCUUUGAUAUUAACGUUAUAAAUUGAAUAUAUGCUUUAAAUAAGAAGAAAAUAAUGUAUACAUACAAUUAAUGUCUGUAUGUAAAUAUAAUAUGCAUAUUAUCUUUUUA
Molecule: messenger RNA, 3357 nt
Organism: Bombus pyrosoma
Lineage: Eukaryota; Metazoa; Arthropoda; Insecta; Hymenoptera; Apidae
Product: ras-related C3 botulinum toxin substrate 1-like
Exons: 3
Coding region: 242-1060 (272 amino acids)
Biological process (GO): small GTPase-mediated signal transduction
Molecular function (GO): GTPase activity; GTP binding
Source: RefSeq, a predicted model, not a curated record